Molecule: messenger RNA, 2660 nt
Organism: Diachasmimorpha longicaudata
Lineage: Eukaryota; Metazoa; Arthropoda; Insecta; Hymenoptera; Braconidae
Gene: Caf1-105
Product: chromatin assembly factor 1 subunit B
Exons: 3
Coding region: 283-1905 (540 amino acids)
Biological process (GO): DNA replication-dependent chromatin assembly; nucleosome assembly
Cellular component (GO): nucleus; CAF-1 complex
Molecular function (GO): protein binding
Source: RefSeq, a predicted model, not a curated record
UUUAAUUAUUUAUUUAAAACUCACAGAGCAACUAACGAAACAUUUUAAGGUCAGUACAAAAAGGUACAAACCCAGUGGAAACGAUAGAAUUAGCUAUUUUUGCAAAAAGUAAUCACCUGUCGGGUAUCUACAUAGGAAUCGCGACAAAGGCUUCAUGUCAUAAUAGCGCGCGAAAUAAUCAGACAGGCCGGAGCAGGUUAUGCUCAUGUCCUCGGAAAAGUCAACGUCUUCUGCAGAGUAAAAAAACAAUAAUAUUUAAUAGCUUAUAAACAGUUUUCAACAAUGAAGUGCACGAUUCCGGAGAUCUCCUGGCACAAUCGUGACCCAGUGUUGAGUAUCGACAUUCAGCCGUCACCUAAAAAGCCCCGGGACCCAGAAGAGGAUCCCUUUUGGCGUAUGGCAACCGGUGGGGCUGACACCCAUGUUCUCAUCUGGCACCUGAGGGUGAACCAGGUCGGGGCCGCCUCUGUAUCCUGUGUGACCGAUCUCGAUCGUCAUCAGAAGGCUGUCAAUGUUGUGAGGUUCUCACCUUCAGGAGAAGUUCUGGCAACUGGAGACGAUGAGUCUGCGAUCAUUCUGUGGAAGCAGAAGGAGGACCUCGGGAUGACCCUCGAGCCUCCCCCAUCCGACGAUGGGAAUUUCCAGAACAGAGAGCAGUGGACGGUCUGGAAGAUUCUCAGAGGUCACCUCGAGGAUAUUUACGACAUCUCCUGGUCCCCUGACUCGAGUUUCAUGGUGUCAGGAUCAGUGGACAACAGUGCAAUCGUCUGGGAUGUGCAGAAGGGUCGAAGCACGAAUAUUCUGCAGGAUUCCAAAGGAUUUGUCCAAGGGGUGUCCUGGGAUCCCUUGAAUCAGUUCAUCACAACUUUGAGCACUGACAGGCACUGCAGACUGAUCGACAUCAAAACCAUGAGGACUGUCCAGAGGGUCCACAAGGCAGUGAUACCCACGCCCCCUGGGCAUCCCCUGGAGGGCCAGACUGUUCGACUCUUCCAUGACGAUACCUUCAAGUCGUUCUUCAGGAGGCUGACGUUCAGCUUCGAUGGGUCUCUCAUCAUCGCCCCCUCCGGUAUCAUUGAGCCUCAGGACUCAACCCAGAGGUUCUCCAAUGCCACGAUUGUGUUCUCCAGGCACAGCCUCAAGGAGCCCAUUCUCAUUCUGCCGUCGAUGGACGAGAGUACAAUCGCCGUCAGGUGCUGUCCAAUUUAUUUUCAACUAAGGGAGGACGGACCUGCUGCUGUUUUUGCCCUUCCGUACAGAAUGAUCUUCGCGGUGGCUACACAAAAGUCAGUAUUUAUUUACGAUACCCAGCAGAUUGCACCAGUGGCUGUCGUCUCGAAUAUUCAUUAUACGAGGCUCACGGAUCUUGCUUGGUCUUCAGAUGGAAGGUUGCUCAUAGUAUCAUCAACAGACGGUUAUUGCUCGAUAAUUCACUUCCAGGAAGGAGAACUAGGAAAAAUCUAUACAGGAGACAAAACCAUCACAGCAAAGGCUCCAGUUCUCGUUGGGAAAUCCACAGAUGGAAAAUCAACUCCAAAAGGCUCACCCACGACAAAACCCACAGAAAUUCUCACAGAUUUUGAUGCAGACGCUAUGGACAUUGACAUCACAGAGAAAAGAUCCACCUCCCAGAAGCCAGAAGUCAUGCUAAUUGAGGAUAACAGGAAUUCAUCUGUAAUUGAAGAGACUGAGGACAUAAAAUUGGUUUUUGAAGUCAGCACGAGUGACGAUCCUUCAAUUGAAGAAUCAGCAAAACUUGCUCCACAAAAAUCUGAAGCUGAGAAAAACGUCACGAAGAAAACAUCCCCUAAUGUAGAUGUCAUCCCUGUACUGUCCGCGAAAACCCCGAGACGAGUUCAACUGAUCACAUUAUCGAGUCCUAAACGCCCUAGAGAUAAUCUGUAAAUAUUUCCAUGAAUAUUUUUCUAUUAAAAUGUAUCUGAUACUUUUUUAUAUUUGAGAGAAACUAUUGUUGCCUUAAAAAAACCUCACGAAUUAAAAAAAAUCUCAAAGUUGAUCAAUUUUUAUUGGGGGGCCGCAUUCUCCCAUUUUAUUCCUCAAGUAUCUCAGACUUAAUUAUUUCGUAGAGGUGAAAUGUACUUUUUAUAAUGAAGGUAUUAAAAUACUAAGAAAUUGUCGGUGAAUACUUACAGAAUAUUUUACAGAGCUUUUUCAAAACUAACUAUGAAUUCAAUGACAAUUUUUCAAAAAUCCAUUUUUUAUUUACGAAUUUACGGAGUCAAAUGAUUACUCAACAGUUAAGGAAAAGCUCCAGAUUAUAAUCGAUAUUAAAAAAAUUAGAUAACCGCAGAAUUUAAUUAGCUGCGAUUUUUUAAGAAUUGAUUCAGAGAUUGAACCUUUUGUCAUGAAAAUAUGAUGACACGUGAUAGAAGGCCAACCUGAUAAUAUUUUACGCUGAGGUGAGACAAAACAUCAUGACGUUUUUUUAAAACUUUAUUUUAAUGUAUAAAACACAGGGAUACAUGUGAUGUAUGUAAAAAUAGAAGAAAAAUAUCAGCACCUAGUUCCUCUUCGAGAAGAACUUCUUCUUGUCCACUGGGUUUGGAAUAAUCUGGAAGAACGAUGUUUUGUAUUUUGUCAUGAGACCAGAUAUUGACAAACAUUGAGAGAGAAUAAAUAAAUAUUAAAUUUUUUUUGUA